Molecule: messenger RNA, 993 nt
Organism: Penicillium hordei
Lineage: Eukaryota; Fungi; Ascomycota; Eurotiomycetes; Eurotiales; Aspergillaceae
Exons: 5
Coding region: 1-993 (330 amino acids)
Source: RefSeq, a predicted model, not a curated record
AUGUCGCUUAGCCCACUUGGGGAGCCUCCAGCUGGGACGAACCUAAAUGCUGAUCACGGUAAACUGAACUAUGCUCCUGUGAUCGCAACCUAUUCCCUUGCAGUGAUAACUGUUGGGCUUCGAUUUUAUACAAGAUUUCGAGUGCAAACUGUGAAAAUAGGUGCAGAUGAUUGGGUGAUCGCGGCGGCCUUGCUGCCCGCAACUGCAGGUCUCGUUUUGCUUGUGCGUGCGAAUGCAUAUAAUGGUCUCGGCAAGCAUGUGUGGAGUAUCCCUCCUAAUGAAGUUGUGGAAAUGAUGCGCAUUCUCUUCAUCUUCAUCCUAUUCUACGUGCUUACCACUCCACUCGUUAAAUUAUCCAUCCUUCUCUUCUACCGCCGUAUCUUCGUUUCGUACUACUGGACACAGUUUGCAGAACCCAGUGGAGGAAGAUGUGUGUUUAAGAUCUACCCAUUCUUGGUCACCCAAGCUACGGUGAAUAUGGCCACAGAUGUGCUCAUCCUAGUGGUUCCAAUCCCUAUUUUAUGGAAUCUACAAAUGCGAAGACCACAGAAAAUCUUACUAUCCGGCAUUUUUUUGGUUGGAGGAAUUGUCUGCAUUGCAAGCUUUAUCCGGAUUUAUUACAUUACCUUCCUCAAAACCCCCUACGAUUAUACCUGGGUCAUAGGCAACUUCUACCUCUGGUCCAGCAUUGAGCCCUCCAUCGGCAUCUUAUGCGCCUGCCUCCCAACACUAUAUCCACUGCUCCGCUCAAUUGUGGCCCGCAUUUCUGGCAAUAGUUUGAGGAGGUAUUCUGAGGCUUUACGCAACCAGGACACAGCGAGCAAAAGAAUAUAUAUUGGUAGACAAAGGCCACUUGACUGGGACGAGACCUUGUUGACUACACAUGACGUACAAGUCGAGAUGAGCGGAACCAGGAGGGAUAAUGCUCAGGAUCGUCACAUUACGGUUGAUACGGAAUUUCGAAUAGUCGAAGAGAGCAAUCAAUUGAAGUAA